GGGGCACGAGGCGGGCGGACCGCAGGCUGAGGAUCAUGGGUAGUCCACGCGCCGAAACAGGGUUAGUGCGAGCAGCGGAGCCGGAGAGAGCUGGAAGAGGAAGAGUCGCCGCCGCUCGUUAAACACUUGUAGUUUUAUCUCAGCUGCAAGGAGAAAGUAGUGUAUAACAAAGAGGCAUCGCUGCUUUAUACGUUUAUAAGGCCAGAGUGUGUGAAGAGAGGGUAGGAAAUCCAUAUGAGGAUUUGGUAUUGUGGCAGUUUUCUACUUAUCCAGCUUGGAGUGAAUAAAUGCCCGUGGCUCUCUGUGCUUUCUGGCUUCUUUUCCACUUGGAGUUACAUGUCCUGCAGAGUUGAAUAGACUUCGCCGAAGAAAUGAGAGCUCAAAUAGAAGUGAUUCCCUGUAAAAUCUGUGGGGACAAAUCAUCGGGCAUUCACUAUGGUGUUAUCACCUGCGAAGGCUGCAAGGGCUUCUUCCGACGCAGCCAGCAAAACAACGCUAUGUACUCCUGCUCAAGACAAAGGAACUGCAUGAUUGACCGGACCAACCGUAACCGUUGUCAGCACUGCAGGCUGCAGAAGUGUCUCACUCUUGGCAUGAGCCGUGAUGCUGUGAAAUUUGGUCGCAUGUCCAAAAAACAGCGUGACAGCCUGUACGCAGAGGUCCAGAAACACCAGCAGUCGCAGGAGUGUGCGGGGGUCGGCACCCGCGAGGAGAACAGAGACCUUGCAGAACAUGGCCGCACCUACAGAAGAGGCUCCAGCACCACUCUCAGCGACCUAGACGACAUUGCAACCUUGCCGGAGGGCCUCCUUUUCGACCUGCCGCUGACCCCAGAGGACGGAGGUGGAGAUUACUGCAACCUGGAAAUGCUGGGAGGAAGCGCAGGGAGCAGCUCGUCCUCUCAGAGCUCUCCGGAGCAGACCAGCUUGGACUUUGUUGACAGGAACCACAGCAUCAAACAUGAGUACCAACUGUUGCAUGAUUCUGGACUCUUCUCUCAUGCCAUCCUCAACCCUCUGCCGGAGGGCUGCUCUCUAUUGGAAAUAGAGCGUAUUAUCCAGAGUGUGGUAAAGUCCCAUGUUGAGACAAGCCAAUACAGCACAGAGGAGCUGAAGAGAAUGGCAUGGAACAUCUAUAACCCCGAAGAGACGCGCUCAUACCAGACCAAGUCAACUGAAGUGAUGUGGCAACAGUUCACCGUUCACAUUACCAACGCAAUCCAGUAUGUGGUGGAGUUUGCCAAACGCAUCUCAGGCUUCCUGGACCUCUGUCAGAAUGAUCAGAUCAUUCUCCUUAAAGCAGGCUGCAUGGAUGUUCUUCUGAUCCGUAUGUGCCGAGCCUACAACCCUAUCAAUAAUACACUGCUAUUUGAUGGAAAGUUUGCGAGUGCUCAGCUUUUUAAAGCUCUUGGUUGUGAUGACCUUGUCAGUGCUGUGUUUGACUUAGCGAAAACUCUGAGUCGUAUACAGAUGUCAGAGGACGAGAUGGCUCUGUUCAGUGCGGCUGUCCUGCUGUCACCAGACCGACCUUGGCUGACAGAUGUCCAGAAGAUUCAUAAACUGCAGGAGAAAGUUUAUGUGGGUCUGCAGCGCUGCCUGCAAAAACAGGGAGCAUCAGAGGAGAAGCUAGCCAAGAUGGUGUCUAAGCUUCCCAUGAUGAGGUCCAUUUGUAACCUCCACAUAGAUAAGCUGGAGUUUUUCCGUCUGGUUCACCCCGAGACAGCGUACACUUUCCCUCCUUUGUACAGGGAAGUUUUUGGAAGUGAAAUAACCUUCCCAGACUCCACCGAGGGUUAGUUUAGCCACUUAGCUAAAUGGCGUGAUUAACAGUGACACUGAGGUGUAUUUAGAGGACGAUGAAAAUGUGGUAACCGUCAUAAGGCAAAACCAACCAGCCCAAUGACAAUCCUGCACGUUACACUUUAGUGCACACUCCUCUCACCUCUGAAGUCCAAACUCAUGGAGUAGCUUUCACUGCCCUGCAGGUUAACCCUUUCAGCUAGACACAACGGGAGCUACUGCUGGGUUGUCAGUGCACGGUACCUCCUUUGUAAAGAAGCGAAGAAACCAUUGAAGAGUAGCCUACAUUGUUUUUAUUCCCAAAAAUAUUUUUUUCUAUAAAACACCUUAAACUGCUUGUUGAGUUUAAUUCCUUUCUGGCAUAGAUUUUGUUAUUUUCACAGCUCCUGUGAGCGAGUUUUGAAUGUACCCCCCUCUUUCUGUAACCAUCCAUGAUAUACUAGAAUGUACAAACCUACAGUAAAGUUCUCACCCUUGUCGGGAGAUUUGCAGUAAUGAUGCCUGCUUCAGAUUGGUGCAGAAACAGUUGUUGGUUCUUUGCGUAUUCUCAGUAGCACCCACACAUUUCUGUUUUUGUAACAUGAACAAGCUUAAAGGGACCAUGAUCAAACUCUUAAGCAUAAAGUUUUUUUUUUCUUUGUAAAUCAUCUUUAAACCCACAAACACAUUUAAACUAGAGCACAAAAACAUAGCACUUAUGCUAAAAUCUGAUGUCAGUCAACUGUGAGUUGUUGCUUUUGUUAUGUAAUCUAUGACCUCAGUCCAAAUCCCUUUUUCCUUUUUCCAAAUGCCACUUAGAAAGUGAGAUUAUUAUAGAGGUAUUGUAAAAAUAUUUGCAGAUCUACUUUUUUUAUAUAUAUAAAAUAUAUUUAUAUAUAGGAACAUCUAAAAAAGUGUGAAAUAAGGGCAGAGUUUAUACCGUGUAAAGAGUUGGCAGUCAUGUUGUUCUGCUCCGGUUGUCUUGUCCACAGUUUGAAUUUUUCCAAUAAGAAUGAUCGUAGCGGAAAUUAAAAAAAUGAAUGUGGUUAAUUAGCACUUUGAAGUCUAAAUAAACCAACCUGGCACAAUAUUUUAUAUGUAAGCAGUGUAACUGCCAGCUGUAAAACCUAUAUUAAACCAGACGGAAAGUUUACAACCACCCUCCUGCUUUGGCUGAGUUGUCUGAGCAGAACACUCCAAGGCUGACCUCUGACGAGAGUGGUCUGAAAGUGCCACAUCUCAGCCCUCUCUACACAAAUAUCCCUUUUUUUACUGGCUAGAACUCUCAACUAAAGUCUAAACUAAAAUGUGAAUAUUAGCACAAGGUGAAAACAACUAUAAAUGAAGGGACAUGGAGUUUGACAUGCACAAGAGGAUAGUGGUGUUGUUUAAGCUAUCCAUGGUCUCUUUGCUUUGGGGUCGGGCCAAUUACAUGUGAUCAGAGAUUGAUAACUUGUACUCCUUAGUUCCAGCUCCCUUACUACCUCACCUUCUCCAAACACUAGAUGGCAAAGCACAGGGUUGACAGAGCCAUCAGCUACCCCCCUGAGUUUAAUAUCUAUGUAUACACAGUGAGCCUCAGAAGUAGUAAAAUAAUGCUGAUUAAACUGGAAAGAAACUAAAUAAAACUUUAUCUUUUCGUGCUAAAGAUAUCUCUCUGACUGCUGUUCUGUUUAUUUCAGAACACUGUAUGCCUUUAGUUCAGAAAGCCUUGGACAUACACAGAUCUAUCUCGCUUUAGAGCUCUAGAAAUGCCUGCAGGCAUCAUGAAAACUUUUCAUUUAAACUAGGCGGCUGUAUUAGAUUUCUGUUAAACAAUAAAUCUUGUUGUACCAGCAGUCCAAAGAGGCCAUAUGGAAUUUCAUUAAAUCUCUACAUUUGGAGUCCUAAGACAAUGACAUGAUAGAUGUUGUAUGUAGUCUAUCGCAGAGUAAUCAAGUUGGCUUAGCACUGCUGGGACAGUGCUCUUCACCGUUCGUUAUUUCAUGUGGUACGAAGGGGAGACUCUCCCUUGUUUUGGUACUUAAGAUUGUGGCAUUGUGGGAUUGUGCAAUAAUGUCCUUCCCAUUGUUCUCAGUAUGUCUGGCCUUAGGGCCAUGUAUUACAGUAAAUGUUUUCUCUAGCACUCCAGCACAAUAACCUCAUGGCAACACGAAUAAUCUUAUUCAUAGCAUGAUGUACCAAAUACUCAACAGAGAUCUUUGCAGAUCAGAUGAUCCGGCCACAUGGCAUUUACAGAUGGUAACAAAGUGCAAUGCUUUGUCUUUGAGGCCUGAGAAUGUUAAUCAUUUAAGUUUAUAAAGAAUUCUAUUUGCAUAUAUAAAUUCUGCUGGAUUAAAACAGUCCAAAGAGCGGGACCUAUGAUCUGCACUUUCAAGUCCCUAGACUCACUCAGGGAGAUAGCUGGGCUCUCUGUCCUACAGCGUCUGCAGUUAGUCAAACUAGCAGGAUACCUUGCACCAACAUACCUUGAUCACUGUGUACAGUACAUGUUCUUGUGAAUGUUUGAUUACAGAAGUAUCAAAGACUUUACCCCUGUCUGAUAUCAUUAUUGCAAGACUUUUUAGUUAAAAACAUAGAUUAAAUAGGAGAUUUUAAAAAAAAAACAACAGAUUAAUUGUAAUCUCUGAAUUCUAUGUUGGUUUUGUUGUGAUCUUUUGUUUCAUGAUUUUUAUCCUGCAUUGUUGUACUGUUGUUAUUUUUGCAUCAGUUAGUGUCCUUUUUUCUUUCAGAGAGAUCUAAUUCUAUUUUUUUUAAAAGAGUUUUUAAAGAUGCCUCUCCAAAAGUUUCUCUUUCAUCAUGAUCCCCCUGUUUAUAAUCUUCUCACUUUAUUUUAAGAAUAUUAUUGUUAUUGAAUCAAGAUAGAGUUUAAUAUGAAAUAAUUUAUGACAUGGUUGUGAAGCCUAAGAGGUUUUAACACAGUGAAGUUUUGUUGCACAAUGGUGAUACUGUAUGUGGAUUUAAGAAUGUAAUAAAAGUCUUUUUACAAGUGAAACCAA
This is a messenger RNA of Girardinichthys multiradiatus, 4777 nucleotides long. It is a transcript of the gene rorca, whose product is annotated as RAR-related orphan receptor C a. Gene Ontology annotation, biological process: regulation of transcription by RNA polymerase II. The coding region runs from base 372 to 1796 and encodes 474 amino acids. Lineage: Eukaryota; Metazoa; Chordata; Actinopteri; Cyprinodontiformes; Goodeidae. The record is from RefSeq and is a predicted model, not a curated record. Gene Ontology annotation, molecular function: nuclear receptor activity; RNA polymerase II cis-regulatory region sequence-specific DNA binding; zinc ion binding. Gene Ontology annotation, cellular component: nucleus. The transcript has 10 exons.